AUGAUAGCGGAAGACAAUUUGUCGAUUACAGAUUCAGAAUCAGCCGUUUCAGGCAGUGACGACAAUGAGGUUCAACCCUUUCUUUCGAAUGAUUCAAGGUUCGAAUCCCAGGCUGUGAAUGCACAAGGAUCAGCGGAACUUACAAAAGUGACAUCAACAUCUCUUGCAGGAAUAGUGGCUGAAGAUGUGUUGGAUACUGUUAGCAGGCAUAGUCGUAAGGAUGGUGCCUUUUCAGCUGGUGAAUAUGGGUCGAUAGCUCAUCGGAUAAGCAGCCAAGCAAGUGACCAAUUAGGUGAGGCGUCUAAUCUGAGCCAGGAUGACACUCAGGAUGCAAAUGGUGGAUAUCUCGUGCCAAAAGCACAACUUACAGUAAUUUUGGGAUCUGUGUUUUCGUUGAUCUUUCUUGCAGCACUAGAUUCGACGAUUCUUUCGACAUUGGUGGCGGAUAUUGCGAGCGAUUUGGAUGCCAUACCGUACAUUUCGUGGAUUACGACGGCAUAUUUGCUCUCUACGUCGAUCGUCCAGCCGAUGGGUCGAUUAUCGGAUAUUUUCGGCCGCAAGCCAAUGCUUCAAGGUUGCAUCUUGGUUUUCACAGUUGGGUGUUUGCAGUGUGCAACCGCCAAGACCACCACCUCGUUUGUGAUUGGUCGGUUCUUGUCUGGCUUUGCCGGCGGCUUAAACACGCUUGGAACAAUCAUAAUGAGCGAUCUGAUUCCAUUGAGGAAAAGAGGUGUAUUUCAAGGUCUUGGAAACACUUUCUAUGCUUUGGGAUCUGCAGUCGGCGGUACUGUAGGUGGCUGGAUUGCACAUCGCUUUGGAUGGAGGCUUGCAUUCUGGUUCCAGGUUCCCAUAGGUGUGUCGUGUUUUGCUCUAAUUGCAUACAGUUUGCAUCUUCCGAAACUUGUCAAGAGCAAUCCAGAGGCCAAUGUGAUCGCCCAGUCCUCACUAGCUGAGAAAUUCACACAUGUGGACGUUUCAGGAAUCGUCUCACUCUCGCUAAUGCUUUCUCUUUUCAUCGUCUUGACCUCCUUCACCUUUGAAUCGGCUUUUUCCGUUGCUAUAGUUGCCGUCCUCUUCCUUGCAUCUCUUACAGCCUUCAUCCACUUUGAGACAACUGUCAAAGAGCCAAUUGUCCCAAUCCGGCUUCUCAAGGACCGGUCGGUGCUUGGUUCGUCACUCUCUAACUGGUUUGGCACUAUGUACAUUUACGUUAUUUUAUACUACUACCCGAUCUAUCUCUCUACGGUUUCCGGGCUCAACUCGGAGGAAAUCGGCUGGAGAAUGGUUCCCAUGAUUGUUAUGGGUUCUAUUGCCUCGGUUGGAUCUGGUUUCUACAUGAAGUGGACUGGCAAAUACUGGAAUUUCAGUAUGAUAGUCAACGCAAUUGGAUCUUUGGGCUUGGUUUGGCUUCUUGCCCGUACAUAUCCGUUUGGCUUGAAAACUAAACCCACUACUAUUGAGCAGUAUCUCUUGAAUGUGAUCCCAGAGAUGUCCUACUCGUCUUUGCUCACUGUGACUCUAUUGGCGCUUAUUGCUGCAGUUCCACUUGAUUUUCAGUCUUCUGUUACCUCUAUUCAGUAUGCUUUUAGGGGAAUUGGCUCUGUUUUGGGCACUUCUUUGGGGUCUCAGAUUUUCACGCUUGUUCUUUCUCACCAGAUGGUUGCUAAAUUGACACUUAGCAAACCUUCUGAUGUGUCUGAACGCCAAUUGGCCAAAGUCAUCAAUAGGGCUCUCCACAAUUCUCAAUAUAUAAGAUCUGGUGCGCCUCAAUGGGGUGUAAAUGCCAUGAUUGAGUCUUACGGCAUUGGAUGUUGGUAUUCUUACGUUUUUGCCACUUCUGUCUCGGUCCUCUGCUUGGUUUCUGUUGCCAUGAUUAAGGAAUAUAAGCUCUACAGUACCGUGAAAAGAACUAACUGA
Molecule: messenger RNA, 1917 nt
Organism: Brettanomyces bruxellensis
Lineage: Eukaryota; Fungi; Ascomycota; Pichiomycetes; Pichiales; Pichiaceae
Exons: 1
Coding region: 1-1917 (638 amino acids)
Biological process (GO): transmembrane transport; basic amino acid transport
Cellular component (GO): fungal-type vacuole membrane
Molecular function (GO): basic amino acid transmembrane transporter activity
Source: RefSeq, a predicted model, not a curated record